AUGGAGGUUAUAGCUGAUGUCGCUACAGUGUUUGACCCGACAACUAUCAAACAGGGUGAAGGGCAUCACUCUCGUGUCGGGAUCGUCACAUAUGGGGAGAAGGCCGAAGCGCGGUACCAACUGAACGCUUUCAAUUCCGCAGACGAUUUCGUACAUAAGAUUUGGGAAAUUGAAACAGCAAAAGAUAAUUCAAGUGAUUUGAGAGAUGCUUUGAUGGUGGCCGAAAAGGUACUGCGGGACGGUCGUCCAAAGGGAGGCCAUUAUGAGGACGCUAGGCAGUUGGCAGAGCAAAUCAAGAUCGGUGGAACAGACAUCAUUGUCAUUGGUUUCGAUCAGUACGGCAAACCUAAUGCUUUGGAACAAAUCAGAAAGGAAAUUCAAAGAGAUAUCGGGCAUUAG
Molecule: messenger RNA, 399 nt
Organism: Strongylus vulgaris
Lineage: Eukaryota; Metazoa; Nematoda; Chromadorea; Rhabditida; Strongylidae
Source: the annotation of a GenBank genome assembly